UGUCAUUGUUAAACCCGUGUUACUCUUCUCUUCUAGUAUCCGGAGUGUGAUGCAGAAGUAUCUGGAGGAGAGACAUGAAAUCACCUUUGAUAAGAUUUUUAAUCAGAAAAUUGGUUUCUUGCUAUUUAAAGAUUUUUGUUUGAAUGAAAUUAAUGAAGCUGUACCUCAGGUGAAGUUUUAUGAAGAGAUAAAAGAAUAUGAAAAGCUUGAGAGUGAGGAAGAUCGCCUUUGUAGAAGUCGACAAAUUUACGACACCUAUAUCAUGAAGGAGCUGCUGUCUUGUUCACAUCCAUUCUCAAAGCAAGCUGUAGAACAUGUGCAAAGCCAUCUGUCCAAGAAACAAGUGGCAUCAACUCUUUUUCAGCCAUAUAUAGAAGAAAUUUGUGAAAGUCUCCGAGGCAACAUUUUUCAAAAAUUCCUAGAAAGUGACAAGUUCACCAGAUUUUGCCAGUGGAAAAAUGUAGAAUUAAAUAUCCAUUUGACCAUGAAUGAUUUCAGCGUACAUAGGAUUAUUGGACGCGGAGGAUUUGGUGAAGUCUACGGUUGCAGGAAAGCAGACACUGGAAAAAUGUAUGCGAUGAAAUGCCUAGAUAAGAAGAGGAUCAAGAUGAAACAAGGAGAAACACUAGCCUUAAAUGAAAGGAUUAUGCUGUCCCUUGUGAGCACAGGAGAUUGUCCUUUCAUUGUCUGUAUGACCUAUGCCUUCCACACGCCUGAUAAACUCUGCUUCAUCUUGGAUCUGAUGAACGGGGGCGAUUUGCACUAUCACCUCUCCCAACACGGGGUUUUUUCCGAGAAGGAGAUGCGGUUUUACGCCACCGAAAUCAUCCUGGGGCUGGAACACAUGCACAAUCGGUUUGUUGUUUACAGAGACUUGAAGCCUGCAAAUAUCCUCUUGGAUGAACACGGACACGUCAGGAUAUCAGACCUCGGUCUUGCCUGUGAUUUUUCCAAAAAGAAGCCACACGCGAGUGUUGGCACCCAUGGGUACAUGGCUCCUGAGGUUCUGCAGAAGGGAACUGCCUACGACAGCAGCGCUGACUGGUUCUCCCUGGGUUGUAUGCUUUUCAAACUGCUGAGAGGUCACAGCCCUUUCAGACAACAUAAAACCAAAGAUAAGCAUGAGAUAGACCGAAUGACACUCACCAUGAAUGUUGAACUUCCAGACACCUUCUCCCCCGAACUGAAGUCCCUUCUGGAAGGCUUGCUCCAGCGAGACGUUACUAAGCGACUCGGCUGCCGCGGAGGCGGCGCACAGGAGCUGAAAGAGCACGACUUCUUCAGGGGCGUCGACUGGCAGCACGUAUACCUGCAGAAGUACCCUCCACCCUUGAUUCCUCCCCGGGGGGAGGUCAAUGCAGCCGACGCCUUUGACAUCGGCUCGUUUGAUGAAGAGGAUACCAAAGGCAUCAAGCUUCUCGACUGCGACCAAGAACUGUACAAGAACUUCCCCCUGGUGAUCUCUGAACGCUGGCAGCAGGAAGUGGCGGAAACAGUUUACGAAGCAGUAAAUGCAGACACAGAUAAAAUCGAGGCCAGGAAGAGAGCUAAAAAUAAGCAACUUGGCCACGAAGAAGAUUACGCCCUGGGGAGAGACUGCAUCCUUCACGGACACAUGCUGAAGCUGGGGAACCCAUUCCUGACUCAGUGGCAGCGUCGAUAUUUUUACCUCUUUCCAAACAGACUCGAAUGGAGAGGAGAGGGAGAGUCCCGAGAUUCCUGGAGUAUUUAUCCCAAAAAACAUAAGCUGCAAAACUUACUGACAAUGGAGCAGAUUCUGUCCGUGGAAGAAACUCAGAUUAAAGACAAAAAAUGCAUUUUGUUGAGGAUAAAAGGAGGGAAGCAAUUUGUCUUGCAGUGUGAGAGUGACCCAGAGUUCGUGCAGUGGAAGAAGGAGCUGACGGAGACGUUCACGGAGGCCCAGCGGCUGUUACGCCGAGCCCCCAAGUUCCUCAACAAGUCUCGGUCCGCCGUCGUGGAGCUCUGGAAGCCGCCCCUCUGCCACAGGAACAGCAAUGGCCUCUGACAGCCUGGACCGGGACAGUCCCGGAAAGUCCACACCGGGCUGCUCAGCCUUGGGGAGAGGUGCAAGGAGGAGGUCGAUGCUCUCACCCACGGGAUUCUCCGUGGCUCAGGAGCCCCCAGGACUCCGAGAUGCUUCUGCGAGGAGGGGUGACUACCCCCAGUCUCGGGGUCGCCUCCCUCCCCUUCUGGGUGCCACCUGCCUCCAUCGCAUCUGUCCGCCCUCAAAACUACUGAAGAAAUGGAAGCUUUUUCUUUGCCACACAUCCUUUUGGUUGUAGGUGAAUCUAGAACUUGAGGUGGUUCCUACUGACCACUUCAUUUUUUAACGUCUGACACAAAACGUAUCUCAGACUUGCCAAAAGAGGAUGUGACCGUCUGCCAAGUUGGGUAAUAGAUUGCCCCCGCGUUGCCAUUUUUGGUCCACAAGCAGCCACUGCUGGCUUUAGACGUCUUUGCUCCAGGCCACGGGGCAGGGGUGGCAGAUCACCGGGUGCAUCUUCUGUGUACUUCAAAUCUGGCCUCUCAUUGCCCAGGCAUUGAAAGCUGCAGAGAUUUUCCAAAAGGGUUGUACCUGGGCCCCCACUGUGUGUGCUGCCCCCAUAGGUACAGGCCAGUCCCCAACAGGGAGCUUCGGCAGCUGGGAACCGAGGCAGCGGGUCCUCCGAGGGCACAGAAGUCGCUCAGCAUCGAAGGUGUCGGACAGUAGAUGGUUGGGAAGGUUUCCAGCAGCUUUGGUGUUGUCCAUUUCAAGGCAAUAGCGAUUUUCAAAAACCUUCCAGUAAUCAGCACUUUCUCGUGUCUGGGUGCCCAGGAACGCUUUGGGAGGGGGGCGGUUGAGCCGGUCUUGGGUUUGGACAGGAAGCAGUUGUGGGACCCAGCAACUCUGGUUCCCUCUGCCUGACCUCAGGAAGCAUCUCAGUCGUGGAUGUAUUAAGGAAGGAAACUCUGUUUUACAUUUUAGUAUAAUUUAAAAUGAAUUCUAUUGAAAAAAGAAGAAAAGAACGAAUGUGUCAAAAUGGGUUAACUGUGUAUCUUGACCUGUGGUGGUGGUCAGCUGUCGUUAGUGAAUAAUUCUUUGCACUGGGUGACUCAUUCUGACAGUGUCACAGCAUAAAGGCCGUUUCCCUAAUCCCAGUGGCCCCCGCUCCCCGUGAUUUGUUUCAGGCCCCAAAUAAGUGCUGGGUUGUCAGAACCAAUGUGUUUCCCAGCAGAAUCCUCCGUGUCGUCAGACUAAAAAUAGUAACGGUAAUUUUUAAAGUCCACUUAUUUGUCCUAUUCUUAGUGCAAUUGAAUUGUAUGUUUCUAAGUCAACUACUAACAAUAUAAAUAACUUGACAUCCUAAUUAUCUGCAUCCUGUCCUCGAUAUUUUUGGUGGUUCCAAAUGUUUGUGUUGACAUUCGUGUGCCUCUUUCACUGGGAAAGUUAAGUCCUUUUUAAUGAAAUGAUGUUUUGAGAGUCUGGAAGAUAAUUACUGAAAGAGCCUUUUAUUUCGUAGGAAUUAAUUUGGAAAAGAAAUUUGGAGGUUUACAAUUUGUCUCAGCCACUAGUUGGGGUUUCACAUAUGUGUUCCACUAUGUGCUGUUUCCAGUGCAGGAGGGGCGGGGGUACUACUUACGUGGAAUCCCUCGAUUUAAAAGGGAAGCACGGUAUUCAAAUUCUGUUUUUCUGAAAAAAAUGUUAAAUAUCACAAAUCCACCAGAGACAGAAAAGCAGUUGUUCUUCCUGAAGUGUGAGUGUCUUCCCUGGCACAGUCGACUGUAGCUGUCACUCCUGUGGUCAAGGGCUCUGUCUCAAGGUCAUGUGUGCUUAGUACUUUCAGUUCAGAGAUGGGUAAUCACAGUUUAGAAAUCACGGAGCCUCUGCCUCUGCUGGACAGACUAGAGCAUUAGCCUCAUGUGCAGAAGGUGCACGGACUCCUUCCGGGUCUGAGCUUGGCGUCCCCCCAUUCCACCCGUACGGAAUCAGCUACGCUGAUUCGCAUCUCUUUGCAAAGUAUCAUUUAUGCUCUGGAGUAGAACAUUAAGGUUAUCUUCCCUUUGGAAAAGAAAACUGAAUUAGAAAUACCCUGAGAGCCCUUUUGCCUCAGAUUUAUUCCAAGUAAAGUUUUGCUCUCCCCCAUCUUGAGUUUGAUGGAUAACUUCAUGGUUGAGAAAUGCAUCAACGUGGUUGUAAUUUAUUAAAUGUACUCUGUGAGGUUAGGACAGGCGGCUUUUUAGGGGGGUAUCCAGGUGUGUUGGGGUCUGGUUAGGCGGCCCGGGAGAGGCCAGUGUUCCAGCUGAGCUCGUGUCUGCAGCCCUUCUGCUGCCAGACAGAAGACAAUUCUGGGACCUUUCUGGGCCUGUACCUGCUGCCCACCUGGCCAAAGAUGUCAGUUGGUUUAAAAGUCUUGGUAUAAGUGGCUGUUUUAGGUUUUAAGAGUGUUGCAUCAUUCCUAGGUGUUUGACCCCACCUACAUCUGGACCAUUAAAAAGGACAAAAUUGAGCACAAGUGUUCUUAUUAUUUUAUAUCUGUCUGGUCGGGCUAGUUUAAUAUUGUCACAGAAGAUCAUCAAAGUUCAUGUGUUUUAUAAAAUCAUGGUAAUAGUAAGUCUUGAUUUCAUAUUUCAAAGGAAUCAUGAAACCAAAGCCUAAAAAUAAUCGAUGACUUUAAGCUGCUCUACAGCAUCUAUGGAAUAAAUUGAAAACUUCUGGGAACUGAAGGUUAUUUUUUUUUCAUUGAAAACAUUCUCGUUGGUGCAUUUAUCCUCUUGCGUCUUUGGGACUCAUGGUUUUUCCUUCUAUAUCAUGUUUAAGUAUGAUUUUUCAGCAAAACCGGUAGAAGUCGGCUGUUGUCUCACUGCUAGUGUGAAUUUCACUGCUUGUGCCUGUAAUUGGACAGUUCACAGCCAUGACAAUUUCAAAUUCUGUACAUAAAGAUAAGGGACAAAUGUCAGGGCUCGCUGAAGAAAGGAAGCAGUCUGCUCCAGAAAGACAGCAACGAAACUGGAAAAGGUAAAUCAAUCAAGAGCAACAACCACAGGCAACGAUUGGUUUUAAGCCAGACGUAGCUUGAUUUGUGGUUUGAAAUAUGCUGUGCAGCUAUUGAAGACAAUUGUUUUAAGGCCCUCGCUGGCUAUUAAAAAUUCUCAUUAACCAAUUGACAACAGUGGUUUAACUAUCAGGAAGAUCAAAGUGUGGUUUUUUUUUUUCCUGAUGGUAUUUUGAUUUCACUUGAAAUUUAUAGUGGGGCCAAUCCAAUACGGUUGAAUUUUUGGUGGAAUUGAUUUUUUUCUGACAUUUCGAAAUUGUCACAUAUCAUGAAGACAGAAUUCUCAAAACUGGACUUUUUUCAUGUGAUGUAAAUCUAUUAAAAAUUUUUUUGAAAUGUGCUGGCGUAAUCUUAAGGCUUACCUUGCGUGGUUUAAUUAUGUGCAAUUUUUUUUUCCUCAGUUGCAUUCAGGGAAGUGUUUCUGUGUCAUUCGAGAUGCUUGAGGAAUGAACUCCUCCCCUCCCGGGGGAUGGAGGUCUUGUUUGUACCCAGAGAGGAGUUGGUCAGGCUUCACUGGGAUCUGAGAUAGAUGCUGGGAAGUGGGCAGAGUGGGUGUCACCGAUGGCAGGGUUGUGGCAGAAAUGGGGCAAAGGAAAAAAAGAGGAGUUAAUUUGCUGGUAAAAGCCAAUCUCUUUACACCAUAAAGCACCAGGGAAAUAACUGAGUUAAACUCGGUGCUUUGGGGGGUUUCCCCCCUUAUAACAAGAAGAGUCAAAGGGGAACUCUUAUGAGAUUUGGUUGCUUUAUUUUUGAACAGGUGGAGUUGCUGAACUUAUUAAAAGACUGUUUGCUUUCCACCGGGACUUUUCUGUAGAAAUUAGGUCCUCCUGCUUGUCAUUCAGCAUCCUCUGGGAAGGCGCACGGGGCACACAGCUGAUGCCCAUCUUGUCUUGGUGGCGUGUACUCUGCAGGCCUCCUGGGGGACCAGAGGUGAGAUGUGCGAGGCUGUCAGUGCAGCGCCCUGCUGGUCAGGUGGGGACAGUGCCGUCCGAGCACUGAAGCUGCCCUAAUUCCCCUGCAGUAACAAGACUGGGCUUGCUUCAUGAGGCAGGCAGGCUUCUUGAAUAGUUUAAAUUUUCAAAACUCUUUUUUUCCCCCUAAAAAUCUUAACAUGAUUUUUCCCUCCCACAUCAGGUUGACUGAAGAAGCUUGAAUUCAUUAAUUCCUUAAAUUCAUAUUAAUAGAAUUUUUUUUUGUAUCCAGGCCACAUCUUAAAAAAUUUACUAUAGAAUAAAUGAAAGUUGAACUAUAAAAUGAUACUUCUUGGGUUCCUCGGGUCAUAAUGGCCUUUAGAUUUUCUUCGCCUUCAAAAACUCAAAGAGCUGUUCUUUUACAGCAGAGUGACAGAGAUGCAAGAUGCUGGCAGCAUCUGAAGGCUUGGGGGCACAAGUGGCUGGCCACUUGGCUGACAUGGCUGGGUUAGUACUUACUGAUCAAUUUAGCAUCCCAAAUUUUAAAUCGCCUUUAUUAAAAAACAAACAAACAAACACGUGCACACUACAGAACAUGGAUUAACAGUAUAUGCAUUCCAUCAAAACCAAAACGCCAUUUUAGAGUUAAACAACGCAUGUUCUUAUAGUAAAUUCUCUUAUAUGUAACAAACCUCAGAGUCAUCUGUGAGAAACUGGUAACCAUGCUUCCAUUUCAAAUUUUGUCCUAAUAUAAAAUGUGUCUCAUACAAGGGUAGGGGAUGGAGAAAUAUGUCUAAUAAGUGUGUAUUCAUAUUCCAAAGGACUUGAAAUUCUACUUCUUGUUUCUUAGUUGAUUCUGUCUCAUGAUGUACAUAUUAGAUGUGGUUUAUAAGCUAAACACUGGCCUUUUUUAAGUUCUAUUGUUAAAUUGUAUUUUUCUAUGUUUUAACUAAUCAUUAUUGAUUUGGCUCUUUCUGGGUAACAUAAAGAUUGCCAAACUACAUAUAUAUACAUAUUUUAAACACAAGUUCUAUUUUAGCACAAAAGCAUUUUGUAUUAUUUAUUGAAUCCUUAAGUUUGUUUCCAUCAAAAAAACCAGUCCUUAUCACUUCUGCUCCUUUUUAUUUGUAUAGUUUGUUAUUUAAGGAAAUGCAGUCCUUCCUGUUUUUUUGUUUCUUGUUUUUCACAAAAUUGAAGCAAAGCAGAUAGCAUUUGGGGUGAACGUCCCUUCUCUGCCACGGACAGUUCUCAACAGCAGCUCACCCUCUGAUCUGCGCUGAGAGUCAAGUGCACUUCCUGGGGUAACAUCCGACAGCGAACUUGCUGCAGAAUACUGCGUUCAUCUACCUCUUCCGAAGGCCCCCCUCCUUGUUGACAGGUUCCCCGACUGCGUUACUCUAGACAGGCUCCAUCAUCGUCAAAGAAUUUUGGGAGUUUGGAUGGCAUUCUCUCGAAGUGUAGGUUUCACGGCAUCAUGUAAGCCCCAGUGAGUGGGGUCGGGGGCUAUUACCCCUUCUGUAUGAUCAUCCUUCAGGACCUGACGUUCACCUGCAGAGCAUCAUUUCUGACUCUUCUUGUGCCAAAUCCCCCAAAUCAGUUUUGCCACCGCCUCAAGAUCUGACUGUUGCAUCUGAUCCAUCAACUGCGGACGGACGCCUCUUCCUCCACACGCUUUAGAAAUGGCCCGCUGGGUUUACCAGCAGCACUUCCAAGAGCAGCACAUUUGAAUGUGACUUCCCCCCUCGGUAUUUCAAGAUGGUUUGGGAAAUGGGCUUGUAUAUGGUCCCAGCUUUGCGAGAGGUCUUAUUUUUGAGUGGACCCUUGAGGAUCCAUGUGAGAGGGGGGUCCCUCCUCAUGCGCUGACCUUUGUCUCUCCCCGUUUUCCCAGCUGUGUAGCCAUCCACGUAGUCAUACAUUUACUCUGUUCAUGGCAAAGCAAAAUACCCUUAAAGAAAUAAGUCCGUUUUCUUUUUUUUUAUUAACAAGUCCAUUUUCUAUCGUGCAUCGCUGUACUGAGCAAAGCCAGUGAAUCAGAUAUUGUAAAUCUCGAUAGUGUAGCUAUUAAGUCAUUUGUUUUUCUCUCUUUUCA
This is a messenger RNA of Vicugna pacos (alpaca), 8054 nucleotides long. The record is from RefSeq and is a predicted model, not a curated record. NCBI's taxonomy places the organism in Eukaryota, Metazoa, Chordata, Mammalia, Artiodactyla, Camelidae.